AUGGAGGUCCAGCAUAAUAGCCGUGCCUUGCGGCCUCGCCACAGCAGAAAGCCACCCGCAAAGCAGACCGUAACAGCAGCAGUAAAGAAAACAGUCUCGGUCGCCGCAGUCUUCAAGCAGCCACCGCAGAAAUCAAAGAAUGACAAGAUCAGAGUUCAGAAGCCUGCCUCCGACGACAAAGUCCAGAGCCACAAAUCCAGGUCCAGUUCCCACAGCCCUCACAAAGCCGGAUCACGCGUAUCGAAGAAGAAAUCCGCCCUCCAUCCGCUCGCCAUAGCCUUCAAGAACACAAGCGACUCCUACCGCCGGCAACUCUACAAAUCCACAACCCUCAAGAUAAACACCACUCUUGCCACCCUCACCCACACCCUCUACGACUCCACCCUCCAACCAAUCUCAUCCUCCAUCAACUCCGAGCAUUCUCCCAUUCGCCUCACCAUUCCCGCCAAAUUCGCCCGUGCUGCACACAAACUUUACGCCCCCAUUAGCGCGUAUAAAAUCGGCCUCACACGUACGAACACCGAUGGCACGCAGACCAAGUUCCCCGCGACCCUGGAGGCGCGCAUGGCGGAUUACGCGCAUCUGAUUGCGAGCCAGAAGGAGGAGAUUGAGAAGCUGCGGGAUAAAUGGGAGGCGGUCGUUGGUGAGAUAUGGAAGGUGGGGGUGCAGGUAAUUGGCGCAGAGGGUGUGGAGAGUGUCUUGUUCGUCAAGAAAGACAAAGGCAAGGGCAAAGAGAAGGCGAGGAGGGACGUCGAGCCCGAGAGUUCGUUGUUCGUGGGCGAGCAAGAAACAUCCCCGCCGGCGAAGAAGACGAAGAAGCGCGUCACGUUUGUCGAAGAUGUGCAGGAUAUGCCGAGAUCGGAUCUGGCUUUCUUGUAUCAGCCGACGCGUCUGCGUGUCGGGCCCGUGGCCGAUGCGCCGAAUAUGCCGGUGCUGGAGAUUGGGGCGCUGGAGAAGAGGGUUAAGGAGAUGGGGCAGAAGGAGUAUGCGGAGUUGAAGAAGGCGGAGGGCGAUUAUAAGGCGUACUGGCAGAAGAAGAAUCAGAGGCUGGCGCAGGUCUUUGGGGAGGAUUGA
Molecule: messenger RNA, 1074 nt
Organism: Parastagonospora nodorum SN15
Lineage: Eukaryota; Fungi; Ascomycota; Dothideomycetes; Pleosporales; Phaeosphaeriaceae
Exons: 2
Coding region: 1-1074 (357 amino acids)
Source: RefSeq, a predicted model, not a curated record